Zasmidium cellare ATCC 36951 is the source of this 3174-nucleotide messenger RNA. RefSeq lists its product as uncharacterized. Gene Ontology annotation, biological process: actin filament organization; peptidyl-threonine phosphorylation; actin cortical patch assembly. NCBI's taxonomy places the organism in Eukaryota, Fungi, Ascomycota, Dothideomycetes, Mycosphaerellales, Mycosphaerellaceae. The record is from RefSeq and is a predicted model, not a curated record. Bases 1 to 3174 code for a protein of 1057 amino acids. Gene Ontology annotation, cellular component: cytoplasm. The transcript has 2 exons. Gene Ontology annotation, molecular function: protein serine/threonine kinase activity; ATP binding.
AUGUCCUCGACCUCGAAUGCGCCGCAGGGGACCUUUCUGCCCGGUACAAAAGUCCAGGUGGGCAGCCACAAGGUCUACAUCGAGAAGUACCUCUCCGAAGGCGGCUUCGCGCACGUCUACGUCGUCCGGAUCCCGCGCGAGAACAACAAACAUGAGCUCGCCGUCCUCAAACGGGUCGCCGUGCCCGAUAAGGAGCACCUGGCCAGCAUGCGGACGGAGGUCGAGACGAUGAAGAAGCUGCGGGGACACAAGCACAUCGUCACGUAUAUCGACAGCCAUGCGAGUCAGCUGAAAGGCGGGGGGUAUGAGGUGUUCCUGCUCAUGGAGUAUUGCAAUGGAGGGGGACUGAUUGAUUUCAUGAACACCCGGCUGCAGCAUCGGUUGACGGAGCCGGAGAUUCUGAAGAUUUUUGGGGACUGUGCGGAGGGCGUUGCGACGAUGCAUUAUUUGAAGCCGCCGCUGCUGCACCGCGAUCUGAAGGUGGAGAAUGUUUUGAUAUCGAAAUCCGUGGGCGGAAGUCCGCUCUAUAAGAUCUGUGAUUUUGGGAGUACGGCGCCCCCGCGACCUGCUGCCACGACGGUGGAAGAGGGGAGGCUCAUUGAGGAUGAUGUUCAGAAGCAUACCACGAUGCAGUAUAGGAGUCCGGAGAUGAUCGAUGUCUGGAGAAAGAAGCCCAUAGACGAGAAGUCGGAUAUCUGGGCGCUGGGUGUCUUGCUGUACAAGCUGUGCUAUUAUACCACCCCCUUUGAGGACGUGGGACAAAUGGCCAUCUUGAACGCCAGCUUCAAGUACCCCAGCUACCCUUCAUUCUCGGAGAGGCUGAAAAGAUUGAUCGGGACUAUGCUCAAGGAAGAUCCAGUUCACCGGCCGAAUAUCUACCAGGUGGUAAAGGAGGUCUGCAGUAUGCGAGGGGCGGAGGUGCCGAUCAAAGACAUCUAUGCGAAUCGAACGCAUUCAGAAGCGCGAAAGAACCAGUCUCUGCCAACGCAAGAGUCUGUGUCAUCCGCGCCGGUUGGACUCCAGAAAACCGCACCCCAGGUGGAAGUACAGGCGAUACCAGACAUCACGCCCAUGCGCAGAGGUCGGCCAGGAGCGCCGGCAUCUCAAACUGCAGCAAGCAAACCUGCGCCUUCUCCAGCAAGAGGUGAUCCUUUUGCUGCGUUGGACUCCAAGAACUAUGACAUCCGAGCUGGCGCGGUGGAUGAACUCUCCAAGCGAUUUCCUUCCCUGGAUGAAUUCUCGAUCGCUCAUGAAGGCGGUGGAAAAUUCGCAUUUCCAUCCUCGCAACCUUCCGGGACGCAAGCUGCGAAGCCUGCACCUAAUCAUGAUCUCAGCGAACGUGUGACGAAUGCAUUGGCGGAUGAGUUGUUCGCUUCCAAGUCUCCACCGCCAUCAACGGCACCAAAGCAACAGGAGUUCCCCAAGGCCCCAGCGAGGAAAGCGUCCCCGUCAAAGCCCGCGCCCUCUACAACUGUCAAGGAAGUGCGGCAGCCGGAGGCACGGCAACCGGAGCUGAAGCAGCCUCUGCCUUCGCGAGUUGGAGUUGUGUACAAGUCUACUGCUACUGGCAGUUCUCCGCCUCCAAUGCCGCCCAGGAAACUACCGCAAGUCAACAAUCAGCCAAUCUGGCGAGUACCAGACAACGCUGAACACGAACGAUCAUCGAGCCAACCGCGAGCGUCAGAGUCGGCACAGGCUGAUGCAACGUUACUGCAUCCCAGCCUGCCGCCAGAGAAAAGGCCGGCAUUGCUGGAAGUUCAUCGAUCAAAGUCGCAGACGGCGACACAGGCCGCUGCGCAUGCUUCCAGUUCGCGCCCUUCCCUUGAGGGUGGAAGACCAGCAAUGCGUGACCUCGAUGCUUCUGGUGUGAAUCGCACGAAAUCGCUGAACUCAAGGACAAGGCCAGCAAGCAUGUACGUGUCGUCCAACAUGGACUAUCUGCGCGAUCAGGAGCAGUCUCGCAAGCGCCCAUCUAUGGAAAUCCGGAGACACAGCCGACAUCCAUCGCAAACGAGAGACGCGGCGGCCGCCGAAGAAGAAGCCAUCGAAGAUGACAUGGACUAUCUUCGAAAGACGGAAGGUCAGGAUGUCGAUCGGAAGAAGUCGAUGAAGGAAGCUCUGCGAAUGCACGGCCACCAUCAUCGGAAACGGUCGAGUCUGGAUGCGGUGCGAUCAGGCGCGAAGAACAUGCUCACGGGAAGAUUCGGUGAUGCAUUCAAGAAGUUUGAGCACCACAACUCUCAGGAACAUCCACAGAUCAAGACGGGGUUGAUGACCCCUGAGGCUCGAGACCACGACGAAGAGCCGCAGUUGCUAUCUCCAAUUACAGGGUCUGAGGCUACGCCGAGCCGACACUCGGAUAUGGACGACGAAACUGAGGAUCUGCCUCCAGACGUGAAGCGAGAGAUGGAACGAAGAAGGUUGAGUCAAGAAGAGAAGCGUGUUGCUGAGGCGGCUGCAGAGUAUCGCGCUCGCGUGGCAGCUCAAGGUACUGGAAGUGCGGCAAUUCCAACUCGUGCCAGCACAAUCCAGAAACGCGUUCAAUCGCUACUCGACGAAGGCAGACAAUCCCCGGUCCCUCGCAAGACGGCAGAAGGUUAUGGACGAUACACCGAGUCGAGCGAUAACGAAAGCAGACCCAUGACACAGCCGAAUGUGCCAGUGCCAAGCGGAAAUCGGCCUCCUGUUCUUGCCAGAAAGCCUAUGGUUGAUGCCGGAUCUUCCAACAACCCAUACCCGAAAGUCAGGCAACAGCAGCCGGAGAUGCCACCAGCGAACGUGGUUCCGGUGUCAGCGCCAGUGCCUGCCCCGUCCGUCUCUGAUUCAGCACCGCUUGAGAGGGUGCCAUCUCGACCAGGACCUAGCGCUCCACCGAAGCCCAAGGCGCUCAGGACUGGCGGUCCCGUUCAAUGGCCGCCUCCUGACCAACCGGUAGACACAACAAAACCUCUGCCUGCGAAACCCACCGGUGGUCUGGCCGCCUUGCUCGCCAAGGAUCUCGAGGGAGUGCCCGACUACCCGCCACGAGGCAGCAGCAUGAACCAGAGCGUCCCUGCGGCGGUGGCGACGCACAAUCACGUCUCUGAUGAUGAUCUGGACAGCUUCAGCAAACGCUACCCGAGUCUUAGUGGCAUUGAAAUGGUCGAGACCGAUCUUGAUGGACGACAACGCUAG